AUGAUAACAAGAAAAAGAAAAGUAAAACUAAAUAAUAAUAAUAUAUCGUCAUAUAUAAAUAAUGAAGAGAAUACUUAUUCAAAGAGGACGAAGAAGUUAAAUCAAAAUGAAUAUCGAAAUAGUAGUAUAUAUGAUGUAAAUUAUAAUAAAUGUUAUAAUGAUGAAAAUUAUUAUACAGAUAAAAAUAUUUCCAAUGAUAUACACAAAAGUUCUGAUCAUGAUUCAGAAUUAUCUUGUCACGAUGAUGAUGAUGAUGAUUAUGUUUAUGGAAGAGCAAGUGAUGCUUCUUCAAGUUAUUAUAAAAAAAGAAAAAACAAAAAACAAAAAAAAACAAAUAAAACAAAUAAAUCAAAUAAAACAAAUAAAACAAAUAAUAGGAAAAAAACAGAGAUAAAUAAAAAAGUGAAAAGUGAAAAAGAAAAAGAUAGUAAUGAUGAACAUAUUACCAAAAAAAAUGACGAGGAAAAAAUAACACGAAAAAAAAAAUCUGCAAAAAAAAAUUCAAUUGUAGAAAAAAUACAUAAUUUUAUUUAUCAAAAAAAAGAAUAUUUUUAUUUAGACCUUUUCGAAUAUCUAAACAUAAAAACAGAAACGGAUGAACAAAAUUUGAAUGAUCGCUUUAGCUAUUUUGUUAUAUCCGAAUUUAUAUCUAUAAUGAGACAAUCCAGAGGAGGACGAGAAAAUAUAAAUCAAGAUCAAGUGGAAAAUCAAAAUAUACAUAGUCAUAUAAAUAUCGAUGACAAUAUUGAUUGUCAAAACGUAAAUGACGAAUUGAAUAAUGUUAAUGAAAAUUCAGAAAUGAAAAAAGAAAUAGAAUCUGAUAUAUCUUGCACGGAAGCACCCAGUCAUGUCUCUAAAAAUAAAAUAUUUAAUAUAAAAGAAAAUAUAGAUUUAAAAUGUAUUUUAAAUCAUGAUAAUACAAACUGGAGAAAUAUAUUUUUCCUUGAGGAUAUACAAAUUCAUUUAAAUAAUAAAAAGAUUAAAGUCUCACCUUUUUCAAGUGAAAGAAUUGUUGAUAAUAUUCAGAAAAGUUAUUUAUUAAAAAAAAACAAAAAAAAAAGUAAUUCUCAUAUAAAACAAAAGGUAAAGCAUGAAAAUCAUGACUUUUAUAAUUAUUUACAAAAAAUAAAAAUAUAUUUAAAUAAUCAAGAAGAAAGAAGAAAAGAGGCGGAAAAAAAUAAUAGUUUUUAUAUGGAAACUAAUGUAGAUAUGAUUGAAGAAAAUAAUAUUUUACAUCCUGAUAUGAUAACGUUUUUAUAUUUUUUAUUAAUUUGUAAUAAUUUAUGUAAUGAUAUAAAAGAAAAUACAAAUGACGAAGAAAAUAAAUAUAUAAAUAAAAAUAUUAGUGUAGAAAAAAAUAAAUAUAUAAAUAAAAAUAUUAGUGAAAAAGAAUUAUUUAACAUAGAAAAUUUAUUGAAUAACCUAGAAGCAUAUUUAUCAAAAGAUUUAUCAUCAGAAAAUAUUUUUUUAAGUUUAUGUUGUCCUAUAAAUUAUAUGGACUUUAGUGAUAGUAUAAAUAUGGUUACAUAUUUAUCCCUUUUUUUGAAUGAAAAAAAUGUAAUGAAAAAAAAUAUAUCUAAUAAAGAUACCUACGACAUAAAUGUAUGUUAUAAUAAUAAAAAAAAUAUUUUUGAAGAUGAUGUUAUAUGUGAUGAUAAAAACACAUUAACAAAUAAUCAUAAUAAUAAUAAUAAAAAUAAUAUGGGUAAUAUAAAAAAUGAGGUUACAAAUUCUAUAUACCAAAAUAAUGAUAAUAUAUAUAAUAAAAAAAAAGGAAAUUCUAUUUAUAACUUAAUAAAUGAUAUGAUGAUGAAAUGUUCCGAAAUUUUUGAAGGGAAUAUUUUAAGUAUUAGUAUUUAUAGUUAUUUAAAUAGUGGUGCUUAUUAUAAUUCUGAUAAGCCAGGACGAAAUUUUAUUGUCUUUUAUUUUUUAUCAAAAUAUUUAUGUAAACCAAUAUUCAUUGACAUGAUUGAACAUACUUAUAUGUGUAAAAAAAUGGAAUGGAUAAAAUUUGAUUCUUUAAAUGAAGGGAAAAAAAAAGAAUAUAUUUAUUUGUUAUUAUGUUUAUUAGGUAAUAAAAUAAAAAUUUUUGCCAUAUCAAAAUAUCAUUUUUUUGUGAAUAUUUAUAUGUCUUUAAAAAAUCAGAGAAAAAAAGAUUGCUAUAGUAAUAUAUAUUCAUAUAUAAAAAAAGAGAAAGGAAGAAAAACAAAAAGAAAUCCAAAAAAAGAAAAAAUUAAAAACAUAUUUACAUAUACAAGUAGUGAAUAUAUUAACGAUUUUUCAUAUACCAUUUGUAUUAAGGAUCAGAAAAGAUAUUUAAAAAUAGCUCUUUGUUUUAAUAACUUCAAAAUUAAAAUUAUAGAUAUUAUAUUAAAUAUUGUUAAUAAAGAUGAACAUAAAAUUAACACCUUUAUUGAAAAAAGUAAAACAAUCAAUAUUUCUCUACAAUAUGGAGAACAGUACGACAAAUUUUUAUUUCUUAAUAAUAAUGAAGUUAACAUAAAUGAGAAUAUGAAAUAUAUGGAAGAAAAUAAUAAACAAAAUGAUGAUCUAAUAGAUAAGUACUCAUGGAAUAAGGAAAUGAAGAAAAAAGAAAAUUUUUUUCUAAAAAGUUGUAGCAGUGAUAAUGAAAAUAAAGAUGAUAAAAAUGGUGAUGAUAUUAAUUAUGAUGAUAAUAAUAAUUAUGAUGAUGAUAUUAAUUAUAAUGAUGAUAUUAAUUAUAAUGAUAAUAUUAAUUAUGAUGAUGAUAUUAAUUAUGAUGAUGUAAAUUGUCAAAAUAAUAACAAUAAUAAUAUUUAUAUUUCUGAUAAAGAUCACACUCAUGGGGAAACACAUAAUGAUAUAACCUAUGGUAUAAAAAAAAAUAUAUAUAAUAUAUCAAAUAAUAUUUACUCAUCAAAAAUUAAUAAAAUAAAUAUAAGAGAAGAAGUUAUAUGCCUACAACAUGGUGUGUUAUCCUUAUGCUCAUUUUAUCCAUGUAUUAAUUCCUAUCUUUUAUGCCUAUGUUCUAAAGAUGGAAAUAUCGUAAUAAUAGAUAUAAGAAAUAGUAAGGAGCUGUUUUAUUUUAAAAGAAAAACAGAAACGUGUUCUCAUUUAAAGUGGUAUAGAAAUAGUUGUAUUAGUUUCGGUCAAGAUAAAGGAUCUAUAAUUAAUCUUUUUGAAAAUAAAUAUAUUUUAAAUAUUGAUAAAUCCUUUUUUAAUAUAGUAGAUAAUAGUUGUUUAAAUAGUGUUUUAAUUGGAAAUCAUAUGUACUUAUAUCUAUAUGAUGAUAACACUAUAUUAAAGGGGAAAAUAAAAGAAAAUUCUUCAAAAAAUAAAUAUAAUGAAUUUUUAUUAUGGACAACAAAAAAUGUAGAUCUUGAUCCAAGCAUAUUAUUAGAAAUUAGUUGUAUGCAGACAGAAGAUAUAUAUUCAGUUUCCAUGAUAUUAUUAUAUGAAUAUUUGAGAGGAUUACAAAAUGUGUUAACUGAUGGUAUAAAAAUUGUAAGAUCAAAAAAGUGGGACCAAGAAAGCACCGGGAAAAAUAGAGCACUCACACCAAAAAGCAUAUCAUAUGCUUCAUUUGAUAAAAAUUAUAUAAUAGCUUAUGGAACAUCAUGCGGAUUAAUACAUAUUUUUUCUCAAGAAAAAGAGCAAGAUAAUAAUGUGUGA
Messenger RNA from Plasmodium adleri (nom. inval.), 3651 nucleotides. Its product is annotated as conserved Plasmodium protein, unknown function. The transcript has 2 exons. Lineage: Eukaryota; Apicomplexa; Aconoidasida; Haemosporida; Plasmodiidae. The record is from RefSeq and is a predicted model, not a curated record. Bases 1 to 3651 code for a protein of 1216 amino acids. Gene Ontology annotation, molecular function: protein binding.